Molecule: messenger RNA, 872 nt
Organism: Cylicostephanus goldi
Lineage: Eukaryota; Metazoa; Nematoda; Chromadorea; Rhabditida; Strongylidae
Source: the annotation of a GenBank genome assembly
AUGGGAGAAGUGCAAGAUGAAGAUGAGGAUGGUAUGCUUUUACGGCUGCCGAACGAACUGCUGCUUCUGAUAUUUACGCAUGUGCGAGGCCGUCAUUUGGUGAACAAUGUUCGAUUGGUUUGUAAGAAGUUUCGCCGACUUCUUGACAAUCAACAAUGGUGGCUCAGCCGUAUCCAUAGAAUGCCGCAGAAUAUUCGGCUCUCCGAAUCUCAUAUGAAAGCAGAUGAUUUCAAUGCUGCACAAAGUUUUGUGGCUAUCGAGGAAGAGACUUGUCGAUGGACUAGGUGGAUGCCGGGUAGAAACUUAAUUGCUUCUGGCCACAUCGCCACGGUUGAUGCGCUGCGUUUGUUUGCACAUCGCGCCUCUAGUAGUCGGUUUUGUCUCUCUGGAGGUAGAGAUAGAGCCAUAAAGCUUUGGAAUAUCGGAGAUUUGCAGAUUUAUAUUUAUCGUUUGCGUUCCAGCUUAAUUGCUUCUGGUCACAUCGCCACGGUCGAUGCGUUGCGCUUGUUUGCACAUCGCGCCUCUAGUAGUCGGUUUUGUCUGUCUGGAGGUAGAGAUAGAGCCAUAAAACUUUGGAAUAUUGGAGAUUUGCAGGAAUCUCAGAUCAGUUCUGAAGCGACCAAACCUAGUGCGGACAUACAAAAUGCCCAUGAGGGCUGGAUAUGGUGUCUGGACCAGUCCGCUCGAUCACCAGACCAGUUUCUUUCCUGCAGCUGGGACUGUACCGUGAAAUUGUGGCAAAUCACUCCAGCAAGCGUUGAACCGCUUGUAAGCACUAAGCUUGGAUCGGCUGGUAUGUGCCUAAGCAAUUCAGCUGAUGGCCUUGCUGCUUGCUCAACUUUUGGCAAAAAGGUUGGUAAAUUUUGCUAGUG